Colletotrichum karsti is the source of this 3450-nucleotide messenger RNA. RefSeq names its product translation regulator. Lineage: Eukaryota; Fungi; Ascomycota; Sordariomycetes; Glomerellales; Glomerellaceae. Gene Ontology annotation, molecular function: protein binding. The transcript has a single exon. The record is from RefSeq and is a predicted model, not a curated record. The coding region runs from base 1 to 3450 and encodes 1149 amino acids.
AUGAUGCGCAGACUCGCCCCGGGCCUCUGCGAUCGAAAAGCCUCGUCAAUACAAAGACUGCCUCGGAGGAGUCGACUCUUCACCUCAUCUGCAACUGUCGCUGCCGCAGAAGACUCGCAGCCGGAUUCUUUCGAGCGACUUGUGGCAGCCGCAAGGGCCGAAGCUCCGGCACGUAGCAAGCGAAAGAAAGGAAUGAGUCUCAAGGAAUCCCUGGCACAGACCGAGCUGCAAGAUGCUGCACGAGAGCAGGAAGAGGCAGGGAACAACCGAGAGACGGCGCCCGAGGAUGAUAUAUUCUCACUCGAUCCGGAGGCUGCCCGUUGGCUCAUCACGGAUGCGGACGCGCUGAAUACGAGUCGAACGCACAGCGGCCCCUCAUAUGCCGGCGCGGGAUCUCGUCCCGACUUGAUGAGGGAGCUGAUGGCGACCCGGGACACCGAGUACUUUGGGUCAAUAUGGCAAUUGUUCGCCCAGCUCGAGCCCCAGUUGAUGCCAGAGCUCCGUCCCGAAGUCAUUGUGUAUCUUUAUCGAUCCGCGCAGCUUCUAGAUUCUCGCAGGAUCAUUCUCCUCUCUGCUGAACUCAAAAAAGACCAGUGGACGCCCGCAGUUCUGACGUCAGUGGUGAACGCCCACUUGCGCUUCGGCAACGAACGUGAGGCGGUCAACCUCUUUCUCGAUGGCUUGCACAAGAAGAUUCUGGGCGGACUUGACAACUUGCUCGAGUAUUCUUUCGGCAGAGGCAAAUGGGACAUGAUCAAGACGGUCUGGACCGCAUACCACGGGGCUUUCGAGGCUCACGGCAUCAAGUGCGGAGAGUUGAAUCGCUUGGCCAAGAUUGCAAACCUUGGGGACUCUGUGCUUCGGUUUGCAGAAGAAGUCAGGUCAGAAGAAAACGAUAAUCAGAGGCGACUCGACAUUGUUCUCAAGAAGGCGGCGCGACGAGCACUCCAGCAACCAUGCAAGCCAGAAGACGCCGUUCCGCUACUGAAGAUUGUCGACCAAGUGAAGUGGUACAACAUUUAUCUUGACGAGGCCAUCCAGCGAGGGCAGCGCGAAGGCCUCCCGGAGGUUUACCGCACCUACCGGUCCUUUCCCGGCACAAAGCCGUACUGGCGAAUUUUGCACGGCAUGUUCGAAAUCUUCUAUCCUCAUGAUAUCGAAGGCCUUGAACAGGUGUACGAAGACUACCAAGUCAGCUAUCAGGGGCUGGACCAGUGGGGUUUUCGGAAGUUCCUCAAGUUUUAUGCCUCCCGCGGCGACGUGAAAUCUCUCGAGCGCUUCUGGGACAACUAUGUUCAGACGUACAAGCACCGCAAGAUCCUCCAGGAGCCCGAGACUUUCAAUCACAUCCUGAACGCGUAUGCCAGCACCGGAGAUGCCGAGGGUACUCGCCGAGCCUUCGAUAGGAUGAGGGACAAGUAUGGGGUAACACCGAACCUCGUCAGCUGGAACAUUCUUCUCAAAAGUCAAGCUCACUCGAAUGCCUAUGACAACACCCUGUCGGUGUUUAACGAUCUUUGCGAUGCAGUCACCCCGGAUGAGUUCACUUUUGCCACCGUCAUGUCCUUGACGGCAUCUCAUGGGGAUUCGGCCAGGACAGCGGAGCUGUUCAAGAGGGCGGCACUGAUGAGGGUUCCUCUGAGCAUCAGCUUAUGGGCAGCUGUUGUUCGCGGUUUUUGCAUGAACUUGCGAUAUGGAGAUGCCCUUGAAACUUGUAUAAGGGCAAGCAGGCAGAAGCUUCCGGGCGAAAAGGCUGAUCUCUGGAACGUGUUACUGCACGCUCACUCGGAGCGUCGGGCCUUCAGCGAAGUGUGCCGCAUUGUGGGCAUUAUGGCCAAGGUCCAGGUCGAAUGGACGUCAAACACACACAAUGUGCUCCUACGGGCCCUUGUGCGAUGUAGGCAGACCCAUAGUGCGUACAGAAUCCUCCGGAGGGCUAUCCGAGACACGAAUUUCAAACUCACCUCCGAGCACUUUGCAACCGUCAUGGACGGAGGUCUGCGUACUCACGAAUUGGGCAUCGUCAGCGCCACGGAGAAGAUGAGGAAGCGUGUCGGCGCAGCGCAGACAGCCGACUCAAUCAUCCUGCAUGUCGAUUCGUUGAUUAGGCGACAGACUUACAGGCGCCGAGCGGUGCGGCCGCAGCAAGACUUUAGAGAGCUAUUGGCCUCGUACAUACAAGAGAUGCUCGACAACAUCAGCACAGGGGAGGUAGAAGACAGCGAUGGGCAGGGACGGAACUCAAUUCGGAGGGCAGACUCGCUCCAUCGGCUCCGUCGGUUUCUGCCUAGAGCCAUCUCCAUUUUCUCGAAGGGCGGCGACUUUGAGUUGGUCAAGGAGAUGCAGCGGCUACGAACAGAGCUUGGACUCGAGCCGCCUGGGACCGACCCUAGCGACGUUUCCUUCCAGAUGCUCUGCACGUCAUUGAAGGAAAACGUCCAGGAGAGGAAGUACGAUGCGGCCAGGGCAGACUGGAGACUCAUCUGGGAACAUGCCCGUAAAAAGGGCCACCCAGCUAAGUACAAAGGCGAAAAUGCUUUGCCCAAAUAUGCCUAUAUCCUGUGUUCUCCCGUUAAAGCGUUACGGGAGGUUUUUAUCGACCAGAACGACUCUAGAGGAUUCCAGGCAAUCAUCAAGAGCGUGUUACAGGCCGGAUUCAAGUUCGACCAGGUCACGAUGAACUUGGUCUGUCAGGCGAUGGCUGACGUGGGCGCUUGGCUUGAGGCCUGCGAGCUCUGCGAGGAACACCUCAUGCCCACCUUCCGCGGAUGGCAAGUGAGACGCGUCGAAGUCGAGGAGGGUCUCAUGCCCUCCGAGAGAGAGAGGCGCUCCGAAGCCCGCGCGAGACACAGAGCUCCGCUCGACGAGCGCCGGCGGGGCAGCGCGCCGCACUGGAUGCGUGCGACUUCCUUCACGAUCUCCAUGCUUGCUAGAGACUACAUCAAGACGAAAGCCAUGGCGCCUUGGUCAACCACGGCCUCGCACAAAAUCCGCACCGCCAAAGAGCGUUGUCCUCGCCUGAUGAACGCCUGGGACACCAUUGAAUAUUCCGGUGUCGGCAUCGAGGCGGUUGUUUUUGGAAAGAGAACCGUUGAUAGAUUAUCGGGGAAGAGGUACACCAGGGAUGGGUACGAAAUACGUGUAAGUGUGCAGGAGGCGAAGGGCGAUGCCAAGAAGACGGGCGCGGGGAACGAUGUCAACGAGAUCGAAUCCAGAGAAGCUGGUGUGGUAGGGAAUGAUGUGAAGGAGGCCGAGGAGAUCAACGCCAAGGAAGUUGACGUAAAGCAGAUGGGUGCUGCGGAACUCAACACCAAGGCAACCAACGUGGAGGACGCAGACGUGGAAGAAGACCACGCGAAGGAUACCGAUGCCAAAGAUGUCGACCCUGAGGAGGCCGAUGUAAAGGAGGCUGGUGUAAGGGGGAUAAAGGAGGACGAAGUCAACAAGUAA